Didymella exigua CBS 183.55 is the source of this 970-nucleotide messenger RNA. Its product is annotated as NAD(P)-binding protein. Lineage: Eukaryota; Fungi; Ascomycota; Dothideomycetes; Pleosporales; Didymellaceae. The record is from RefSeq and is a predicted model, not a curated record. Gene Ontology annotation, molecular function: oxidoreductase activity. The transcript is spliced from 2 exons. The coding region runs from base 22 to 858 and encodes 278 amino acids.
AGAUCAGCUGCCCAACACCACAUGGCCCCCCGCGUUUUCCUCAUCACCGGUACUUCGACUGGCUUCGGAGAAGAGCUAGUCAAGAUUGUCCUCAAGAAUGGCGACUAUGCUGUUGCUACCGCCCGCAACAGCUUAAAGCUGAAGUUCGAUGGCGCGAACGACUCCAACAGUCUUAUGGUCGACCUUGAUGUCACCGACAAGAGCUCGAUUGACAAGGCCUUCGAAGCUGCGGUGGAGAAAUUUAAGCGCGUCGACGUCGUUGUGAACAAUGCUGGCUACGGAUUGAGCGGGGUAUUUGAGACGCUUUCUGACGCCCAGAUAAGGAAGCAGAUGGACAUCAACUUCUUCGGAUUGAUGGACGUCACAAGAAAGGCUUUGGAGACCAUGCGAGAGCUCAAGACUGGUGGUGUCAUCCAGCAGGUUACCUCAAUUGGAGGUCAGCUUGGUGUACCUACCUUCUCCGUCUACUGCGCGUCAAAGUGGGCAGUAGAAGGCUUCACAGAAUCUCUGUCGAGAGAGCUGAAGCCAGAGUGGGGUAUCAAGCUCACAUGCAUCGAGCCCGGAGGCUUCCGAACCGACUGGUCGGGUCGCAGCAUGGAGUUCGGCGAAGUCAAGAACGACGCAUACGACCACAUCGACCCCAAGAAGAACGCACAGGGCAGGCACAACAACCAGCCUGGUGACCCAGUAAAGGCAGCCAAGGUCUUCUACGACUUGGCCGUCAUGAAGGACCCUCCUCUUCGCUGCGCGGUCGGCACCGAUGCGUUUAAGGCUAUGACGGCUAAGAUGGGGCAAACGAAGGAGAAUGUGGAGAAGUUCAAGGACUGGACAAACAGCACCGAUGUCGACGAUCAAUAGGACUCCUGCUGAGCCCAAUAAAAGACCACAAUCCAUAGAGACAAGUCUGUAAAAGUCGCGCCGGCUUGCGGGCGACUUCAGCACUCCAGCAACGACAAUAAACGGAUCAAAC